AUGCAAACCUCCCAGAAAACCCCCUUCUCCGACUCGUCGGACUCGCACUCGUUCAACGAUGAGGCCAACCACGGCACCAACAAUGGAGGCAGUCCCGCCCCAGCACAAGCGCAGGCCCCACCGUAAGUCGAGCACAUCUGGAAGACGGUUCAUAAUACUGGGAAGCACUCAAAGUCUAUGCCAAGGACGUGUACGAACUACGCGAGACGAUAACAAGCCUAUCGCCUGAGGAGCUUGCGCCGAUGACGAAGGCUACGCUGCCCUGCCCGAUGGUGGGUGGCCCCCGGUGAUGGGUGGCCCAGGAACAUCCACAACCCAGAAGCCGCCGUCUGGAGCCCCACUGCUGCCUCGCACCCACUGCAGCCGGCGUCUCUCCGCGAUGGUCAAAUCGAACUGACCUUUCUCUGCUGCACCGUAUGGAAACAGACGAAUCAUCACUGUCCAGCCCCUUUCGAGGAGUGACAUGCAGACUUCGUACGCUCAGGUGAGUGAGACCAACGGGCCCCCCGAGAGUGAAGGCUCGGCGUCCCUUGGCGCGCGCAAUGUCGGGGCCGUAGAGGGAGCCAUCGAGUCACGCUUGCUGACGUCGCUGCUGUUUGCAACCACAGGACAUGGGCACCGGAUCUCUCGACCAUGAUUGCUAUGGAUCGGUCCUCAACUUUUGCGGUGUCAUCGUCGGCAACUGCGGCACGAUUCCCUGCUGCCCGGCCCCCAACAUUUACAAGGUCCGUUCGCUCCCCUUAUGCCAGUGUGUGGCGUGCAUCUUUGCUGAAUUGCCGGCCUGCUCUCUGUAUCUUACAGCAAGUCGGCCAGGGAUCGGUCGGUCUCAUCACUCGUUUCGGACAGUUCUACAAGUCCGUCGACCCCGGGUUGGUCAAGGUCAACCCUUUCACGGAGAGGCUUCGCAUUGUCGAUGGUGCGCGAUCCUGCUUGAGUCAAUCGCGGGUGAUUUGCUAAUCCAUAGCCUUGCCGGCCAACAGUCAAGAUCCAAAGUAUCCCGAUCCCACGUCAAGUAAGAAUAUGCUAUGAUGAGAGUGUGGUAGCGUUUUAUUUGCUUGCUUAUUUGAUAUCAUUCCGUUUCGACCCCUUUACAGAACGUCACGACUCGCGACAACGUCUCGGUCGACUUGGACUCGGUCAUGUUCUACCACAUUGUCUCCCCCUUCCGCGCCGUUUUCGGCAUCGCCGACGUGCGCAACGCCCUGAUGGAGCGUGCUCAGACAACGCUUCGACAUGUGAUCGGCUCUCGCACGCUGCAGUCGUUGUUGACGGAUCGAGAAGCCGUCGCAUCGGAGAUUGAGAGCAUCGUGAGUCACCAGACAAAAUUUCGCUCUGCCAGGCGAACGGGAUGGAUUCAACUAACCACAUGGCAUGCGAUAUUUCGUAGGUUGAGGGUGUUGCCGAAGCUUGGGGUGUCAAGGUCGAGUCGAGUGAGUAUUCGGCGCCAACUUGAAUAGGGCCUCGCGCGCCAUCGUUGCUGAUGAUCCUAAUUUACAGUCUUGAUCAAGGAUAUCCUUUUCUCCUCCGAACUCCAAGCAUCUUUGUCCUCGGCCGCCCAAGCCAAGCGCGUUGGUGAAGCCAAGAUCAUCGCUGCUCGUGCCGAAGUUGACUCGGCCAAGUUGAUGAGGGAAGCUGCCGACAUCUUGAGCUCGCCUGCUGCCAUUCAGAUUCGCCAACUCGUGAGUGAACUCGGUUGUUCGCCAUUCUUAAAGGGCGUAUGUUGAUGCAUAAUGUCUCCAAUUUUGACGCUUAAUAGGAGGCUUUGCAACAAAUGGCUCGAUCGUCGCAGGCCAAGGUGAGCUUUUCAUCGCUGUCCUCAGUCGCAGGCAUGAGCUGAUCUCGAUGGCGCCGUCCCCUCCAGACCAUCUUUGUCCCCAUGAACCUCUUCGGCAACGGAGCAGCGGAUACGGCAAGCGUCGCGGGACCAUCGGGCUUGAACAACACGGCCAUGAUUAACCACCUCGCCGACAGUUGA
Microbotryum saponariae is the source of this 1975-nucleotide messenger RNA. The record is from the annotation of a GenBank genome assembly. Lineage: Eukaryota; Fungi; Basidiomycota; Microbotryomycetes; Microbotryales; Microbotryaceae.